CAUCUCCCAUGCAGCCCUCACAAAACGGCAAAACCGCAGCUCACGCAUGCGGUGAGCGCAUCAUGUCCUACAAGGAUACCCCCGUCUGCCUAACUACUUCUUCACUCGUGGACAGGCGCCUGUCUGAGCACUUCAGCGGGCCAUCUGCUCUGCGCGACCUUCUCUGAAGCGGAAAUCUCCUGAAUCUCCUGAUCGUCAUCAGCGACAUUGAGCAGACCGCGGGCCGCUGAGUAGCAGAACAGACAGAAACACGAGAAUCCAGCACUCAGACUAUGCCGGCGCGUGUGUCCACAUCUGCUUACCAAUCAUGCGUUUGAUCUCCCUGGCGCAGGCCAUGCUCUCUCGGGGAUAGAGGCAGAAGCUGUGGGUCAGGUCGGCCAUCGACGACACGUAAACAGCCGCAGGCACCCUAGUGCUGUCGAUGCUGUCCUUGACUUGGUUGAGAAGGGGUGCUGCUGGGAGAGCGGCGAGGGAUGUGGCUGAUGAUUUGGUGGAUGUGGACACACUCGACACGGCUGGUGAGACGGUCUCCAGCAAGGACGCGGCCUGACGGGUAGAGGGAAGGAAUGGUGGAGAAUGGUUCGAUUGCGGCGGGGCAGCGCGUUGUGUAUGGGUCUGCGUACCUGUUGCUGAGUGGCCCUCGUCACAUAAAUGUCGUCAGUGGCGUACACCAGCAACGCCUUGUCACGCAGCUGCAAGCAAGAAGCCAACCUUAGUGCAAACGAGCCCGUAUGUGUGUGUGGUUCGCGCCUCUGCACACCUCUAGCAGCGUCUCCGCGGGCAGCUCUGGCUCAAGAGCCCUAAACUCCGACCGCAGCAGAGUGAUGAUGUUGUCGAAAAACCUGCCACUCUCGCAUUCAGCCAGUAUCUGCACGCGAAGCACACACUAAUGGCUGAUCUGCAUCCUUGCCCGGUGUGUGGUUCGGUGCAGUGCUGACCUGGGGGUCUGGCGCCAGCCAUGUCUUGAGUCGGUUGGGUAAGGCCCGCACGAGAGUCGACAGCAGGUGCUUGCCGGUGCGGCUGGACACCAGCGUACACCACACGUAGCCACGGGGCGCGAACCUGCAGCAAACACACGACAUAUAGGUAGGGAAUAGGCGAAAUGGCUGGCGUGAAGGCAGGACUUGCCUGCUGAGUGUGCCGCAUAUGCUGCCGACGACGGCGAUCUUCUCCUGGCUUGAAGGUGGGGCACUCUGGUGUGCUCUCACGGCCAUGUAGGCUCCUGCCGCACACACGAGUCCAUCUAACGGGCAUCUCCAUGUCUGUGUGUGUGUGCUGACCGAUGCUGUGGCCCAGGAGGACAAUCUCCCCAUACGCAGCCGCAUGUCUGUCCAGCUGCUUGGCGUGGUGGGCGAUGGCAUGCUGCAGCUCAUAGGUUGACGUGCUGUGCGGCGCAUGGCCUGCGCAGACAAACCAGACAGCAUUGCAUGAAUACGUAUCCCGUGCUCCAUCCCCCUCUCACCUACUCACUCACCCGGGUGUCCCUGCACAACGACGUCAGUGUCGAGCAGUUGGCGCAGUGCACUGGCGAAUUCGCCAUAAGCAGACACGGCCCCCGGGUUGCCUGACCAAUGACGCACACAGCACAGGGUGCUUUUUGCAGAGGGUCAGUCGGCCCAGCCCACCAGGCAAGACGACGGUGAGCCGAUUCUUUCUUGCAGACAACUCGCGCCCCUUGAGCCACAGCGACUCUGCAUCCCCAAUGCGCUGCCAGGAGAACUCGAACUCUGCUGCACUGUCCGCUGCCGUCACCACUGGCAUGCUGUCAACGGGCUGAUGGGCCGGAAGUUGUUGAACUCGCAAUAGUGAAGGUGGAUGGCGAUGAAAAGCGGCGGAAAAUGCGGUGCUCGUGAGCCGCGUUGCGUCGGCAAUUAGCAGCAGGAAGGGGAGGACUCCAAGUACAGAUUUGAGCCGCGCGCGGCUCAUGCGCCAAGAGGACCAAGUGAUCCUCGAAAAUCGGCGACAGAUCUCAAUGGUUUGACGCUC
Messenger RNA from Vitrella brassicaformis, 1986 nucleotides. Lineage: Eukaryota; Vitrellaceae. The record is from the annotation of a GenBank genome assembly.